GAAGCCUGUAUACCUGCAGAGAUGAGGGAGAAAGCGGAAGGAUCGAUCAGUUUAAGGAUGGUGGACUUUUGGUGCCGACUGUGGCACCUGCUGCUGUAUCUCACAGGACUCCUGCAAUUUGAUCUGUGCAACGGUCAGCGUCUGGUCCAGAUCCAGGAGGGUCCUCUAUAUAGAGUGAAAGGAUAUCCCAUCUCCAUAUCCUGUAAUGUUAGUGGGUUUAAAGGCCCAUCUCAGCAGGAUUUUCAAUUCAUUCUCAAGAAACCAAAUAUGGAUGUAAAUAUGAUCAGUACUAGUGACCCAGUCUUUCCCUACAGAAUGUUCUCCGAUAGGGUAACACAAAAAGAUAUUGAGAUUCAAAGGUUGUCAGGAUCUUCAGUUCUUUUGAGGAUCAAAAAAUUGCUGGAGGAGGAUGCAGGGGAUUUGGUCUGUGAGACCCUACACACAGAUGGCAUAUAUUUAGGAAUGUAUGCUGCAGAAACAAAGCUUAAUGUGAUUGCAGACACCCUGGAGGUAUCAUACUCUGGCUCUCCCUCUCAGAGCUUGUCUGAAGAUGAUCCUCUUCAGCUUGAGUGCCAGGUCUCCAGCCAGACUUUUCAACAUACUCAUCUGUCCGUCACCUGGUUUCUCCAUGGUGAACAGGAUGAAAACCCCCGGCCAAUCAUUACUCUGGAUAAAGAUCUGACUGUAAAGCCAGGAGCUGGAUUUGAGGAUCGCUAUGGUGCUGGUCUUAUCAGCAUGGAUAAGGUGGAGGACACAACCUACAGACUGAAGAUGCCUCAAGUGCAGCUGUCAGACCAGGGGAAGUUCUUCUGCAAAGCCAUUGAGUGGAUCCAAGACCCAGACCGUUCCUGGACACAGAUUGCCCACAAAACCACCACAGCAUGCAAUGUGGAGAUCAAACCAAUUGUGGUCCCUGGUGUAGGUUCAUUCAGUGUUUAUUUGAAGGCUUCAAAGGGGCCACUACAGGAGGGAGACGCACUGGACAUUCGCUGCAGUGUGAAUGCACAGAACCAUCCUGGUCAUUUCUUCUCGGUGACUUGGCUGAAGAACCAGCAGAAAGUGGCCCAAAUUGGAUCUUCUGGGGUGCUCACCGUGUUUGAUAGUUACAAAGAGAGAGAGAAUGCAGCAGAGAUGAGAGCAGUGAAAACCAGUCACAUGGACUACCUGCUGACCAUCCGUUCGGCUCGGGCUGAGGACCAAGGCCAAUACCAGUGUGAAGUAUGGCAGGAAAACAUGAAUGAAGAUGGCACCUUCAAAAAAAUACAAAAACAAAUGUCCAGUCCAGAGAAUUUGAGCAUCACGGCUAAAGAGAGUGAUCUGGCGGUGGUCAUGGUGAUGGAGGAUGCAGUGACUGAGGGAGAUGCUCUGCGGGUCACCUGCUCAGUGUCGGGAUUCAAAGGUCCUUUAUCUGUGUCAUGGCAACACAAGAAAGACUCGGGGGUUUCCUUCAGUGAUGUCAUUAGUCUGACCCAUGAGGGAGUGAUGAAAGAUGUUGGGGCAAGAUAUCAGAGCAGAAAUGUUCAAACACUUCAUUCUCCAGCUGGAAACUUUAUUCUAGAGAUUGGUGCAUCUGCAACAUCUGACAGCGGCGAUUAUAAGUGCAUUGUGUCUGAAUGGACAGUACAGAGCAAUGGCGAGAUGAAGAAAGCCAACACCCAAUCUCAGCAAAAAGCCAUUAUAGUUAAUUCUGUUGAAUCUCUAAUGAAGGUGACCUUGAAAAGUCGUACAACAAAUGUUCCUAUAGAGUCUCCAGUAGAACUGCUAUGCACAGUCAAAGGGCCUAAAGUGUCUUUGGCUGUACGCUGGAUGUUUCAGCCCCGCAAUUCAACUGUUCAAACAAAUAUUUUAUCCAUACGCCACACUGGAGAAAUCGCCUGGAGAGCAGAUCAGAGAAACUAUCAGCUUUCCAUUCAAGCACUGCCGACAGACACUCGUUUCACUCUCGUGGUGCCGAGAGCCAGCAAGCAACAAGACGGACAGUACCAGUGUCAAGUUGAUGCCUAUCAAAAGGAUGUACAGAAAGCCUUGAAGAACUCCAACCCAUUGGCGGUGACUGUACAAAAACCUGUCAGCAAGAUGAGACUGUCCUCACCCACCUCUCAGUUGGAAACCACUGUCAACACUGAUGCUAAGCUUGAAUGCUCAGUCAAGAGGACAACCACAAAUACCUCUCGUUUCACGAUAACAUGGAUAUUUGGGUCCCAGAUGCUCUUAACUAUGGACCUAGAUGCUGUUGUCAAGUUUGGCCCUGCAGCUGGCCUAGAGAUGGACCAGAGGAUCCGUAUGGAAAUAAGACAGAAACAGAACUUCCAGCUUACUAUCCACCAGGUCAGAACAUCUGACAGUGGACAAUAUCAUUGUGAGGUGGAAGAGUGGCUUCAAGAUCCUCUUGGUGACUGGUAUUCCCUAAAGAAAAUGUCUGUUUCCACAGAGCUGGUUGUCAAAGAGAAAGAAAUUAAACUGCAUGUUCAGAAGGAAAACCGAACAUUCAACAUUACCAAUCAUCAGACUGCAUUCACCAUCGACUGUGUCAUUGACUCACAAUCCAGUGAUAAGUCUGUCUUUGAGGUCACCUGGUUCAAGGUUCAGGAGGAAGAAGGACCAGUUACCAUAUUCACUGCCAAGCGUGACGGUACUUUACACAGUGCAAUUAGCGAUAAAAAUCUUCUGUUUGGACGACCACUUGCCACACACUAUAAAUUGACUGUGCCACAGAUCAACCCCACUGAUAUGGGGCAAUAUUACUGUCAGGUUGAGGAGUGGCUUCUAACUGCUAACACCUGGAAGAAAUUUGCUUCAGAUAAAUCUGGAGAGCUCUCCAUCUAUGUUCACAAUGAAGGUGAUUCUGAAAAACUGAUAGACCCAUUGGGAAUAACAUUGGCAAUCGCUAUUACUCUGAUUUGUCUUCUUGUAUUGGUCAUAAUAUUGUUGUUGAGAAAGGGCCACAAGAAGAAAUCUAAACUGAAGAAGAAGAAAGACUGUAUGUGGGCUGAAAAAAAUGGCCUUACUCUUGUGCCUACUUGCGAUUAGAUUGUUGUUUUCAAAUGCUAAUGAUCAGAUUGCAGUUACUUUUUUUUUAUCAAUUAUAUGAUUACAUACAUUCACACAGUAAUCAUUUCACUUUUAAGAAACUUGGAAAAAUAUUACUGUACAGUAGGCCUAUAAGUUUCCUAACUUUCUAUUGACUGCAAAUUUACAUGUAAAAUCUAAAAAAAAGCAUUUUGGUUGCUUGUUUUAUCAACAUUUCAUAUCUAAUCAACUCCUGACAAACAUUUUAAUUAUUAUUUGACAUCACUCAGUGAGUCAUUUGAUGUUUUACUAUAGGGGUCGGCAACCAGUGCCGCGAGUGCCAACAUUGGCUCAUGAGAAAGAGAGAUGAAUGUAUUUCAUUUAAAGGUCCCAUGACAUGCUGCUUUUUGGAUGCUUUUAUAUAGGCCUAAGUGGUCCCUAGUACUGUAUCUGAAGUCUCUUUCCCAAAAUUCCGCCUUGGUGCAGAAUUUCAGCCACUACGAGCCAGUCCCACAAUGAGCUUUCCUUAGGACGCGCCAUUUCUGUGUCUGUAGCUUUAAAUUCUAAUGAGGAGGAGAGAGGAGGGGCAAGGUGGAGGGUGGGUGUGUGGCCUUAACCAGCUUGCGCUACCAUGCGCUAAUGUUGACAGUGGAUGUAUUGCAAUGGCUCGUAGACACACAGUCGUUCAAGCUUUUCAGUUUGACCCAGAAUCUGAUCCGGAUGGAGAAGCACCAGAUGAAGAAGCUGCAACUCAGCAGCUACAGCAGGACGUCUCCGAAUGGUUAGUUUAAAAUAUUGUGUCUGGAUACGGUACUUUAGUUGGUUUGUUUAUGUAUGCUGUUACAGUUCAGUUAUUAUCAUGUAGCUAAUGCUAGCCAUAGGCCGGAUGAAGGAACUAAAAAAAUACUUCGGUGUUCAUUUGUACAUCCAAACACUGAGCAACUGCCAUGCUUCGCUCGUUUGCAAGCCAUGAUGUCUCUCGAGGGAAAAUAAAUAUUGCGCUCGCCUCGCACUGUAGUAGCUCAUUUUCUCAUGGGCAAAGCAGAGAAAAGGGAGGUAACCUUUCCCCGUAUGACGACAUAAAGGGAACCGCUGAAUUACCACUGAAUAUCACAAACCACUGAAACUGCAACACUGCAACAAAAUAGCAGUUAGCUCUAUGUUUUCACACGAGUACAUUUUUCUUUAGUUGUGCUGCACAACUGAGUGGAUGGCAGCUUAAAGUUUUGUUGUAUUUGUUACUCUUUGCUUUGAGAGCAAAAUAAGUUAUGCUAUCAGUGUUGAAGUUUUUUCAGCUCAGUUUCUUUAAAAUUCCACAUGACAAUGACAGUGAUGGGUGAACUACAACAUCAAGAGAGAAGAUUUAAAAUCUGUUAUUUAAAGUCUAGCUUAAGCCUGUAAAUAAACUACUUUUAGGAUUUAAAUGUUUAAAACACAUUUAAAUUGUCUGACAAUUUCUUCAGAAAUAUUUUAAAUAGUGCUUCAUUGAUAUGUCAGUCUGCAAAUCAAUUACGCAAGUCCAUGACUGAUAAUAUUAUGCUUGGAUAACAUGAAUUAUUACGUUUCAACAUUGACAAAAGCUUGCCAACCCCUGUAUAGACCUAAGUUAGGGUAGAUAGACAUAUUGAAUUUUACAUUGAUGAAUGAUGAAUGAGGCUGUGAGGAAUAGACUUACAGUCUUUAAAAAGUUAAAGAGCACAUGUAAUUUUCAAAAAAAAUGUAUGGACUCUUUGUUUGUCUACUUAGUCUUUUGUCAAAAAUUAAAUAUGGCGCUACCCUGACAAGGUCUAUUACAGUAGGUUAUGUCUUUAGCCCUACAUCGCCCCUCGAGUAGGGUUUACGUUUAAGGUCCUUGGGGUCAGAUAGACCCCAAACUUUUACAGAGCGAUUGCAUAAGGAAAUAUAAUUUUUUUAUAUGACAAACUAUAUAUCAUUUUUUUUAUUUACUUCUCAACUAUACAUUUAUGCUGCGUUUUUGUGGAUAUUUGAUAGUUUUUUACCUAUUUACGGCACAAUUAUUCAACUACGCCAUAAAUUGGCUUAUGAAAAAUUUAUUUUUUAUUAAAAAAUCACUUAAAUUAUGACCUAAAUUAAAAAUAAAUGGUUUCUAGAUAUUGGCCCAUGUGUUAGGGAUAGAAUACUGCCAUCUGCAGGUUAGAAUAAAAACUUUAGGAAUUACAGUUAAAGAAAGAAAGUGCAAUGACCACAUAUAUCCAGCAGAGGUCCAUAGGGACUCAUUCAUUUUCAGUUCAGUGUCAAGUCAAUUUUUCUUCAUGUUUCAGCUUCUCCUUGCAACUUUAUGAUAUAUAUUUUGUGAAAAUAUAUUUAAAAAUUCUAAAAUAUAUAAAAAAAAUCCAUAUUUUUGUCAAAGGUUAGAAUUUGUUGUUAUUGUCUGGUGUCUUUUGAAUGGUCUGCUUUUGCGAAUUAUGUUACAUAAAUUUGCAGAAAUGUCUCUCUCUCUCUGUGUGUGUGUGUGUGUGUGUGUGUCACAUUGUUAUGCAUUUAUGUUCUGUGCAUUUUAUUUGCCAAAAUCUACAAAAAAAAACUGGACACCUAUGUCACACCUGUGUGUGUCUGUGUGUGUGUGUGAGUGUGAGAGAGUGAGUGAACAUGCUUGUUCCAUGUUGCAUUUGUGCUCUAGUACCAGUCCUUCAUUUAUGAGUGGAAAUUUUCAGAUUUAUGCCAAAUUUGUUGAUUUUAUAUGCCAAUUUCUAUAAAAAUGCACUCUAUUGCAGUCACACACACGUGUGUGUUUGUGUGUGUGUGUGUGUGUGUGUGUGUGUUGCGUAUGAGAUAGAAGGUUCGUUCCAAUUUGCAUUUGUGCUCUAGAUCCAGGCCUUUAUAAAAAUGUAAAACUUUUCAGAUUUAUACUAGGUUUACUAAUGAAACAAAAAAAAUAUUUUUUUUCACUUUUCCCAUUCAUUUUCAAUGUUUUUUUGUGUGUGUUUAGAUAGAUUAUUUAGGAAAAGUCACAGUCUCAUGCCCCUGAGAAGAAGGGAACAUUUUAAAAUAAUAAAUGAAAAUUCCAUUGGGGUCAGAUAGACCCCAAGGACCGAUUAAGGGUUAAAAGACUUUUGGGUUAGACUUUUCUACUACACUCUUAAAAAUAAAGGUGCUUCAUGAUACCAUAGGAGAACCUUUUUGUCUAAAUGGUUCCAUAAAGAACCUUUAACAUCUGAUGAACCUUUCCGUUUCACAAAACUUUCACUUUGUGGCAAAAGAAGGUUCUUCAGAUUAUAAAAAGGUAAGAAAGAGAUGGUUCUUUAAAGAACCUUUGACUGAAUGGUUCUUUGUGGAACCAAAAAUUGUUCUAAUAUGGCAUCGCUUGAAGAACCUUUUGAAGCACCUUUAAUUUUAAGAGUGUAACUAUAAGUAACUUUGUAACUACAUGUCAACUAUAUGUCAACUAAUUCUCGUUAAUUUGCAACUGCAUGUCUACUAACUGUCAGAGUAGACUGUUAAGAUAGGUUUAGGAUUAGUAGAAUAAGUUGACAUAUACUUGCAAAGUUUCUGAUAGUCAGUAUGUUGUAUGUUGUGGACCCAUCAAAAUAAAGUAUUAGAAGAUAUUAAGCAGACAGUCUACUAAUACUCUAAUGACUGCUAGUUGACAUGUAGUUGCAAAGUUACUUACUGUUAGUAGAAUGUCUAAAGUGGACUAUCGAAAUAAAGUGUUACCGACUUUUGUCUAUCAGACACACACAAAAAAUAAAACAAUAAAAAAAAAAAAAAUCACAUCAUUUUGCAUUCACCAUAAUCCAUAUAUACACACCAAACCAACAAAACAGUAAUGCUAAUUUUAGGUUUGUGAAUUGGUUUUGUACUCUGCUUCAAAACUGUACAUAAAUGUGCUUUUAUGUUUGUGAUAACUUUUGAGCCUUUGUUUUAGAAAUAUAACUUGUUUGAUCUGCUACCACACAUUUGUACACUAUGUAAAUAAAUUUUCCAUCCAACUUUGA
Molecule: messenger RNA, 6965 nt
Organism: Onychostoma macrolepis
Lineage: Eukaryota; Metazoa; Chordata; Actinopteri; Cypriniformes; Cyprinidae
Gene: igsf3l
Product: immunoglobulin superfamily, member 3-like
Exons: 9
Coding region: 22-3030 (1002 amino acids)
Source: RefSeq, a predicted model, not a curated record